GGAAUGGGGAUGGUUUCAGGGUUGGGGACAGGGAUGGAAUUGGGGAUAGGAUGGGGACCUGGAUGGGAAUGGCGAAGGAGGUGCUGGGGGUGCCCCAGGCCAACCGCUGGAACGUUUGGGGAUGUCCCGGGACAAUCCAGGAGGUUUUGCAGUGGGAUGUCCUGCACCAGCCCUGAGUAGCUCUGGGGGAUCCUGGGGCAGAGCAGCCCUCCAGCACUAGGGGCUAUCCUGGACCAGCCCUUGAGAGUUUCACCCUUGUCCUGGCCCUUGGCAUGGGGUGGAGCAGGGCCUUGGAGGGGGCUGGGCACUCUGGAGCGGGCAGAGCUGUGCGGGCACCCUGACCUCUCAGAUCCGCCCUGGUGCAUAGAGGCGAAGGGGGCCAGGCAGGAGGUCCUGCAGUGCCAGGACAGGCUGUCUGUGCCCCCCAUGCUCACAUCCCAGCCCUCUUCCGCAUGAGCAGAGCCGCACAAUCCACCCUUGUCCCCAGCGGGGCUGAAGUAGGUCAGGGAGACAGAGCUGAGCCCUCUAGGCCCCCCCCAGGGAGGGAACCUCACAGCAGGGGAUGCGCAGGGCCCCAGCGGCAGCUCCACUGGGUUGGUGCCCACCUGUGUCCUGGUGAGACCCCACUGUCCGCAGCCCAGGGGAUGCCAGGCACUUCCCCAGCCCCUCCCCAGUCCCCUGGGUUUGGGGUCCCCCUGCAGCCCCACAGGCAGAGUCCUCAGGGUGCGAGUUGGGGUGGAUGAGCCAUGGGGAUGGCCCCCAGCAUUGGGGGCUGGAGCUGAGGAGCAGGUGCUGGGCUGGGCCAGAGCUGGGUGACGAGAAACAAGGAGGAGAAAGGGGAAAGCAAUUUCUCACCCCUUAAUUGCAGUUAAUCAUUGGUGAACUUGUUUACUGCAGGAGUCAAAGUUCUGCUGUAAGGGUGCAAGCGCAGCGUAACUGCCGGCAGCAUCCCGGCGAGGUGGCUGCAGGCUCCAGGCAGGAUGGCAUGGCACCCGUUGCUGCUGCUCCCCUUCUUCCUGGCAGCAGCGACAGGCAACACAGCUCCCUUCUUCAACAUGACCAUUGUGUACGUGCCUGAGGACCUGCAGAUAGGUGAGAUGGCUUUCCAGCUGAUAGCCUAUGACACAGAUGGGGACAAGCUCACCUACAGCAUCUCUGGGACAGAUGCCUUCUACUUUCAUGUCGAUGCACAGACAGGUGUGGUGACACUGAGGAGCCUGCUGGACCGUGAGUCCCAGGCCAAGCUCAUCAUCAUUGUCACGGUAUCAGAUGGGAUUAAUGAUCCGGUCACCAAGCGCCUAACCAUCAUUGUGGAGGACCGUAACGACAACGCACCAGUCUUCCAGAACCUGCCCUAUGAAACCUCUGUCCUCGAGAACACGACAGUGGGCAGCAUCAUCUACACUGUGUUUGCCAUCGACUCUGACACUGGGACUGCUGCCAGAGUCAGCUACAGCAUCCAGGAGGUGAUCCCAGACACAGUGAAGAACCACUGGCUCUUCUACAUCCUGCCCAACGGGAGCGUGGUGCUGAACAACUCGCUGGACUACACCAUGAACACGUUCUUCCAGCUGAAGAUCCUUGCCCAGGACGGUGGAGGGCUACUGCAUGGGGAGACGGUCAUCCAGAACAGCACCACCUACCUGUCCAUUGCCGUCAUCGAUGUGCCCAACCUGGACCCACGCUUCCUCAAUGAGCCCUACUCUGGCUCCGUGCCCGAGGGCAGCCCAGUGGGCACCACGGUGCUGACCGUCACCGCCAUGGACAGAGACACGGGGGUGAACGAUAAGAUCUCCUACAGCUUCACCAGUACCAGCGUCCCCUUCGCCAUCAACUCCACAACGGGCACCAUCACCGUCAGCCAGCUGCUGGACCGCGAGCAGCUGCCGAGCGAGGAGGUGCUGCUGGAAGUCAGGGCGCGUGAGAACAACCUGGACAUCUAUGGCAACGUGGCCGAGGCCAGCACGCUGGUGACAGUGUUGGUGACUGAUGUCAAUGACAACAAGCCUCAGUUCUACCAGUGCUCCCUCUCCAACUGUGACUUCAACCACACCCAGAGCAACUUCACGGGGAGCAUCAUGGAGCACUCCUCCUCCAAAGUGCCCGUGUCCAACCUCAGCAUUGUUGCGCACGACCCAGACAAGGGCAUCAAUGGCACUUUUGAGCUGUACCUGCAGGGCGCAAAUGCCAGCGCCUUCACUGUCUCCCCCACGAGAAUCGUGGGCACGGGGGAGGUGCAGAUCCUCGUGCAAGACCCAUUAGCUGUGGAUUAUGAGAUCACCCAUGUCAUGGUGGUGCAGCUCAUUGCUAACGACACGGGGAACCCCACAGACUGCUGCUCCACAGCCACCGUGACCAUUGACCUCAUCGACACCAAUGACCACACCCCCGAGUUCCCGCAGAGCACCUACAACCUGAGUGUGAUGGAGAACAGCCCUGACGGCACCGUCAUCGCCACCAUCACGGCUUACGAUCCGGAUAGUGGUGCUGGUGGCCAGAUCACCUACCAGCUGCUCCCGGAGAGCAUCCGGGAAAUCUUCAUGGUGAAUGCCACGAGCGGGGUGGUGCUGGUGAGGAAUGGGUCUCUUCUGGACCGGGAGAUGCGCUCUGUGUACUACGCCAACCUACAAGCUGAGGACGGGGGUAACAUGAGAGGCAUCACGCUGCUGGAGAUCACUGUGCUGGAUGAGAAUGACGAGGAGCCUGUCGUCAUCGGCUCCUACUUCAUCUCCGUGGAAGAGGGGCAGAACGUCAGCACACAGAUCAAGGCCAUCGACAAUGAUGAGGAUGGCACUCCCAACAGCAAGCUGGGCUUCAGGAUCGUGCCAGGGCUGUACAGCAACAACUUCACCAUCAACCAGAUCACAGGAGAGAUGCACAGCAACGAGCCGCUGGACCGUGAGGCCGUGGACGAUGAGGAGGGGCAGCUGGUGGUGACAGUGGAGGUGUAUGACCACGGGGUGCCGCAGCUCAGCACGAUGGUGAACGUCACCAUCACUGUGGCGGAUGUGAAUGACAACGCGCCCAUGUUCCUCCAACAGUCCUAUGAGUUCUCUGUCUUUGAAAGCUCUGAAGGGUCCUUCGUGGGGGACGUCGUGGCCACGGAUGCUGACCGGACAGAGAUCAACUCCCGCAUCUCCUUCCAGCUGGAGAGGAGCACUGGCUCCAGCAACUUCUUGAUCAGCUCGUCCCGCCUGGGGCCGGGCAACUACAGCGGGCGGCUGUACCUCGACCCCGACGUGACCGUGGACUAUGACACCAUGCAGGAGAAGUUCUUCUCCUUGGUGGUGCUGGCAGAGAACACAGCCGCAGAAAAUGCAGGGAGCACCGCCAAUGCCUCGGUGCUGGUCAACAUCCUCGAUGUCAACGACGAGCCGCCCACCAUCCUUCCGUCCUCGCUGGGGGACGUGAGUGUGAGCGAGAACGGCACGCAGCAGGGUCUGGUCCACACCGUGGUUGCCUCCGACCCGGACACCAACCACUCGCUGGUCUUCGAGGAGCUGGCGAUCACCUGCUAUAAGGGCGACAGCAGCGCUGGGGAGGUGUGCUGGGACUGGUUCGUGCUGCUGCCCAAUGGCUCGGUGCUGGCCAACAGCUUGGACAUUGACUACGAGCUGUGUGACUUGGUCCGGCUGACCAUGCGGGUUGAAGACCUCUACACCCAGAAAGGCAACCACUACAGCCAGAACGAAACCCUGCAGAUCCGGAUCACAGACAUUAAUGACAAUGCACCGAUCUUCCUGCCUGUCUCCGGGACCUUUGUGGUUGUCCCCGAAAUCUCUUCUAUGGACCUGCAAGUGGCUACUGUGAAGGCCACUGACGCCGACUCGGGGCUGGGAGGAACCAUCGUUUUCUCCAUCAUCAGCGUGGUGCUUGUGGAGGAAGGUGGGGUCAAGCGGCCCUUUGAGAAUCUCUUCAAAGUGGUGACCUCAUCUGAGCAGGACAUCUACACCGGGAGCAUCCAGGUGGCCAGCAACCUGGACAGCUCGCUGAAGGGGCAGUACCAGGUGACUGUGGAGGCUCAGGACAGCACGGCACCGCAGCACGCGACACAGACCACUGUCAAUAUCUUCUCAGUGGACAAGAGCUACUGCAUUCUCCUCCAGUUUGUGACAACAGUGGAAGAAGUGCAGAGCAAUUUGGAAAGCAUCAGAGUGGCCCUGACCAGCGCCACUAAGGCAGGGGUCUACGUGGCAGCCAUCCGGAACUAUGAGGACAGCCGUGCCACCCGGGUGAAUCCCAAGUCGGUGAUGGAGGUGUACUUCGUCUACAGCAAUGGCACAGCGCUGGACGUCAACCAGCUGAGCCCGCUCAUCCAGAGUGACCCACAGGUCCUGGCCAACCUGGUGAACCUGGGCCUGGCCAUCAUCGGCUCCGGUGAGGUGACAGAGCCCAGCAAGGAGAAGGAGAUGAUCGGCAUCAUCGCGGGGCUGGCAGCCUUCCUGGUCCUCUUCAUCCUCGUCAUGACCCUGGCCUUGGUGCUGACCAUUAGGAGCUACAAGAGGAAGCUGAGUGCGAUGAAGGCUCUCAAGGCGGCCACGACGCUGAGCCCAGCUGUGGUGCAGGGAGCAGGCAUCCCCGGCACCAACAAGUACAACGCUGAGAGGGCCAACCCCAUGCUGAACGUCUCACUGGACCCAUCCCAUGAUCUGGGCUUCCACGAAGAAACCAGCUCACUGGCCAGCACCAAUUCCCUGGAUGAAAACAAGGUGGAUUCACCCAAGGACGACAACUUCAAGGCCAAGAGAGGGAGCCCACAUCCCACAGACUCCACUGAGGACGAGGUGCUGGUGGCCGCCCUGAACAUGAAGGAACCCCCCAAAACGGCCUACAUCAACACCACCUUCAACACCACCGACCUGUGAGCGGCACACGGGGCACAGAGGGGCCGGAGCGGGACUCGGGCAGCUGCUCUGGCGAUGUCGUGUUCAAUGCCAGCAAUAAACCCAUCUCACGUGGUGACAGUGUCCCAUGGCCA
Molecule: messenger RNA, 4978 nt
Organism: Numida meleagris (helmeted guineafowl)
Lineage: Eukaryota; Metazoa; Chordata; Aves; Galliformes; Numididae
Gene: CDHR2
Product: cadherin related family member 2
Exons: 32
Coding region: 981-4865 (1294 amino acids)
Biological process (GO): homophilic cell-cell adhesion
Cellular component (GO): plasma membrane
Molecular function (GO): calcium ion binding
Source: RefSeq, a predicted model, not a curated record